AUGUACUUCCAUCUUGAAUCUUUUUGUUGGCAGAAGCAAGCAAGUUUCUCUGUUGAUGAUGAAGUUAAAGACCCUGUCUUUAAUGAUGAGAAUAAUUCCAUUCGUCAUCCAAGAAUCUCUGCUUGCUACUCGAACGAAGGAACAUCAUACUUACCUACAGUGGCAUUGAUAUCUAACUCCGAUGAAGAAAUGUCAUUCAUUUUGCUCAGUCUUAUAGUUAUUUCAGAUAAACAAAUAUGCUUAUGCUGUAUGGAGCAGUUGAAUGAGGUGUUGCCAGAGGGGUUGCCUAUGGGGAUGGUGAAGAAAUUUGAGGAGUCUAGCAAGAGUUCAUUGUUUAUACGUCAGAGUUUUCUUGAUGUCCAUGACAAUUUCAGGCGGGCUGUGGAUCCUUCAUGGUUGCGUGGAGUGCGUGUCUUGCUGGCUAAUGAAAUGGGGGUUGGAAAGACACUUCAGGGGCGGUGGUUUCAUAUCUCUAGAAAAUUUGUUAUUCUUCCCCAGACAUUUCCCGGUCUUUUGUUCUCUGUAUCAUAUGUUUCUGUAUGUCAAGAAGAAUAA
This is a messenger RNA of Fraxinus pennsylvanica, 555 nucleotides long. The record is from the annotation of a GenBank genome assembly. NCBI's taxonomy places the organism in Eukaryota, Viridiplantae, Streptophyta, Magnoliopsida, Lamiales, Oleaceae.